CACUUCUGACCCAGAGUCAAGGCUGUUGGAUUACGGGCCUGGGUGUGCAUAUUACCUCUAAGCGCCCACGGUGACCCCAUCUUCUGUUCCAGAUGACGGUCAUAUCCGUGCCCAGACACCGUGAUGGCUCCAUGCUAUUUCAUUUUCUUCCCAGCAAGGAACCAUUGGUGUCCGCACUAUCCUCCGGAUAGGGGUUUCCUAGAGGUUUAAAAGCAAGACUUGUUUGCUACUUGACUUUCAUCGCUUCAACGACCUUCUACAAAUCAACCAUGUCCACAUCAGGAGCUGUCUCACAGUCCGCGAAUAUGUCUGACCUUCUGCCCACCCACUUCAUCGGGACCACCAUGAACGCAGUGCAAAAUGAUGAGGGGAAAUUCCGCAUCUACUUCCAAAACAAAGAUUACCAGAUUCACGAAAUGUCGUUGAACGACCCGAAGAGCACGGCGUACACCCUGCUCAAACUCACGAACAGCAACAUUCCCGCUGCUCGUAUCAACACGCCCAUCGCAGCCGUGGCGAGUAACGACUUAGAAGAGAUCCACGUUUUUUACAUCACUGUGAACAGCCUUGUACAGGAGAUUUGUUACUCCAAGCGUCAUGGUUGGCAGAAAGGCGCGACCAUUGGCAUCGCUGUUGAGAACAGCACCUGCUUGUAUGCGCAAGGACGAUCUAGCCACGGUACCAGUGCCAGUCACCAUGAGGCCAUGCUCAGAGUCGGAUUUCAGUCUGUGGUUGCUCCCCAGACUAUCACAGAAGCUUAUUGUCUGAAAGAUGAGUGGAAGACGCGUGUACUCUAAACUUGGAGAGAAUGUUAGUGCACGUUACUCAGAUGCCAAGAACGUGAAGUCACGGGGUCAAAAAUAUUGUAUGUACUGUAUGCAGUAAACUUCUCAUGCUGUUUCGAAGAUGAACAUUUCAACCCGCCGUCGGAUGUGCCACUAAGCCUCCCCUAACUGUCGUAGCGGAGGUGAGCAAUGUCCCAACAUCAACGGGCUAGUGAUGGUACAAAAAUCAUUAUCGG
Messenger RNA from Suillus fuscotomentosus, 1021 nucleotides. RefSeq lists its product as uncharacterized. The record is from RefSeq and is a predicted model, not a curated record. The transcript has 4 exons. Bases 270 to 797 code for a protein of 175 amino acids. NCBI's taxonomy places the organism in Eukaryota, Fungi, Basidiomycota, Agaricomycetes, Boletales, Suillaceae.